Messenger RNA from Tupaia belangeri chinensis (Chinese tree shrew), 2757 nucleotides. It is a transcript of the gene INSYN2B, whose product is annotated as inhibitory synaptic factor family member 2B. The transcript is spliced from 3 exons. Lineage: Eukaryota; Metazoa; Chordata; Mammalia; Scandentia; Tupaiidae. The record is from RefSeq and is a predicted model, not a curated record. Bases 545 to 2152 code for a protein of 535 amino acids.
GUCAUUUAUUUCUCCGCCUAUUUACAUGCUGUGGAAAGAAGAUGUGUUUAAGCUUCCAGUAGUUUCAUGCUGGAAACUGAUACUCCAGGAAAGAAAGCAGGAUGUUCUAGACCAAGAUUUCUUUUGGAAUUCACACAUUGGUCAUCUGGCGCUCUUUCCUAAAUGGUACUUCUGUUAUCGUUCAAGACAGCAAGCUUCUUCCAGGUUCAGAAGCACCUGACGGUCUCCUUUGAUAAACAGCCCACCAGCUCUCUUCAUAGAUCAGAUGUUUAAUAAUUAGCUUGACUCAUUGUUUAUUUAAGUAGCAAUCAUGACUUGGAUGAAAUAAUACUCUAACUACAGGAGAAGCAUAGGGACGGCUCCUAAGUCAAAUCUACAGGCUGGGAAUGGCCAGCAAGGCUGGCCAUUCUAGGAGGAGAGGACCUGUCUGUCCUGGCUGGCAGUUCUCUAUGUUUGAGAUGCCAUCAUCAGAUGCUGCACCAAAGACCUAAGGGAGAUGUGCCCAAGAGAAGCAUACGGUCCCAUUCCUGUCCACUGAGGCUCAAUGGCCCAGCAAAAUAUGAAAGUGAGACCUGUGCUUCUAAAGCGUAACAGCCUCGAGUCAGUGGAGUUUGUGAAACAACCUCACCACCGCAGGAGCAAAUCCCAGCAGGUUCGAUUCAAGGAAGAUGGGGCCACUAAGAAUCCAACCAGCCUAGCUGAGGUUGAUGUCCAGACUCCUGAAGACCCGGUUGUAAUGGGGAAGACUCAAGCAUCCAGGCACCAUCAUCCCCCCACCUACUCACUCUCCUUCCCCAGGUCCCAGAAGGCAGGGGGUUUUCGGAACAUAGCGAUCCAAACCUCCCCCAGUCUCAGGAAGCAUUUUCCGGUUUUCAAGAGGAAAAAACUCACAGCCAGCAAGUCCCUGGUGGAAAUGCCGACAGCAUCCCAAAGUGCCAUUCAGAUCAACGGCAACCUCUUUGAACAGGACAUUGUGUCUUCUGACCUUGCUUACUUAAGGCUGGCUCGGCAGCUUGAAGAUGGGCCUCGAAGGGUCAAGGUGACUCACCCAUUUCUCCCCAGAGUGUCCAAGGUGCAAAGCAAUGGGCCCGUCAGCAUAUGUUUGGAAGCAGGGACAUGGAGGGCCUCUGAGAAAGCAGCAGCUGCUAUCCAGGUCCCAGACGAUAUUUAUCACAAUCCUUCCUGGGAAGCUGGAGAGUCCAAUUUCAGCCCAGACAGGUCAGUUGAAAUAAGUGACUCCACGCAUCCUUUGGGUGACAUGUGUCCAGGCGAUGGAAGAAAUGGGAUACCAUCAGAUUCAGAAAGACCCCUCUCCUGCUUAAAUGCCUCCAGCAGUGCCAACCAUAUGCCAGGCACUGGGAAACUCAGACCUGAAUUGCUUUUGCCCAAAGACAACUCCAAUGACAAAGACCUUGGUCCACUGUCAUCUCAGUCAAAGGAAACGUGCAUUCCCUCACCUCCACGGACUCACAACUCCCCCUCCCCAGGCUCCCACACCCAGCAGAGCCACCUAGGAAGAGCCUUGGACUGUCCGUCAUCUAGUAACAGUCAGCAGGAUCUGGUGUCACUGAAAACUAACAGUGCAUCCAAACCUGCCCCCAUGUGUCAGGAGCAGAUGGCGAAGAACCCCAUAUCGGCAGACAUCCUGGAGUUUCAGAACUGUCCAGGAAGUGACCACCUCCCAUCCUCUCUUCCAAGGAGUGAAAGCAGACUUCAGAGCAACAGGGAGAUUAGUGGCAUUAGUCAAAUUCACCUGGCUCGGGGUGAACUCUGCGACCUCCAAGGCCGGCUGCAAUCUGUGGAGGAAUCUCUGCACUCAAACCAAGAGAAAAUUAAAGUCCUUCUGAAUGUAAUUCAAGACUUGGAGAAAGCACGAGCUCUCACUGAAGGGCGCAACUUCUAUCGAACUGGCCAAGAUCUCAACAACUGCAGCACCUGCCAGAAUACGGCCUGCAUCAUAUACAGUGUAGAGUAUGAUUUCCGGCAGCAGGAAGGCAGAUUCCAUGAAGUUCUGCAGAGUUUGGAGGAAGCUGAACCAGUUGAGGAGGCAUCUCUCCCACCAAAGUCCCCAGCAGAACCCCCAGUCUCUGAGAAACAGGACUUAAGGCGGAAAACCAAGAAGGUGAAAAAGAAAUGCUUCUGGUGGAUCUGAGCUCAUUGAAUCAUCCCCUCCAACCUUCACAGGUACUUCCUGGAGAUGGAGGAACCACUGCUCUCAAGGCCUUCUCAGCUUCUUUGUGAAUUCCCCGGGCAGGGAGCCAUGUGACCUGUAACAGUAGCGCCUUGGAGACGGGUUAGUCGCUGCUGAACAACUGGUCACCAACCUUACCUGAGUGUGUGCUGCUGCUUGUGGAGGACUUCACAGACACUCUAGUGACCACUUGCAAGUUUCCCUGUCACACAAGGCCAGACUGUAUCCUGGUUUGCAAGUCUGCAUUCCCAACAUGAACAAGCCCACACAAUUCUUUCCAACACCUCUAUGUACUAAGCAUUUCCUUCCCAUCCAAGGUCCAUCAACCCAAAAGGGGAAAAAAAAAAAGUGUUACACAGAGCAGAAAGAUAGAGAAGGGUUAAAAGCAGAUACUCUAGAAAAAAAUGAGAUCAAUAAGCUGGCAGUUUUCUAAGAGAUCAGAGUAAAGAAGCACAAUGAAAUGGGUAGGGAAUAAAAAUGCAAGAUCACCCUGGUGUGUUGGAAUCAUUUUCAUUUUUAUUUCUAUUUUUUUUUAAAGAGGUUUUUGCUAUAGGGCAUGUGCACUC